Messenger RNA from Dimorphilus gyrociliatus, 1833 nucleotides. Lineage: Eukaryota; Metazoa; Annelida; Polychaeta; Dinophilidae. The record is from the annotation of a GenBank genome assembly.
CAGAUAGAUAGUUUCUUUAAGAUACUCUAUAGAAUCACCGAUUGAAUUCUAUCAAUUUAGAGACAAAGUGAUUCAAAACUAAAAAAGAAUUCAAAUUUUCAAGGUUAACUAUUUUAAUGUUAAUCUUAUUGAAUAGGAUAAAAAUACGAAACUGGAAUUAUUAAAACUGCUUGUGAUUUACUGCAAUAAAAAGUUUAACAUUUCGUAUUCAAUUGACAAACAAAGGAUACUAAAUAUAAAAUCAUUGUAUUGAACACUUGUAAGACAAUUAAUGACAGUUGAUUUUGAACUUUUUCAGUUUUUUAUUUAUAUCGAAAAAGUAUUGUGAUUUGUUACUAAUCGAUUGUUAGCACUUGUUUUUAAAUGAAAAAUGAUAAAGUCUAAAGAAAUUCGUCAUUCGCUUCUAUUCUCUUGGUUUAGGACAAUGAAAAGUUAUAUUUUCAUUAUACUGAUACUUCGUCUUAAAUUAUUUAAUACAAAGAUGUAUAGAUCGUGUAUUCAUGCUUUAUUAGAUAAUGGGAAUAGUACAGGAGUUUACGAAAUUCAACCAUUUAAUUAUGGAAAUUACGCUAAUAUUUCGUGUUCUUUAAUUGAAGAGAAUGUUGUUUUAACUGAACUUGCGACUAAUUCAAAUCCGAAUGAAGCUAUUUUUAGUUCAGAGAUAGGUAAAAGCGUUAAAAAGAAUUUCUCAUAUCCAAACUUGAAUGAAACCGAAGUAAUAGAAUUAAUGAAAUAUGGCGGAAUUUGCUCUCAAAGUAUGUAUUUCUAUGGUAUUGGAAUAAAUCAAGCUAGCCUUCAUUUUAAAUUCUCUGAUGGAACUGUUUAUCUGAUGAAUAAGCCUCGCGAUGGCAUAUGUAAAUGUAUAAUAGCCGAAAAUUGUUCCAGUAAAAAGAAGACUAGACGAUGUAUUGUAAAAUAUAUCAACACAACUAUUCCCAUGAUAAAUAUGACUGGAGAGUUAGCUGUCUCUUCCAAAAGAUUACCUCUUACCAACGUAGAGUACGAAGAUGUAGACGUUACUGGAAGAUAUAUUUUCCAUCAUGUUAAACCACUUAGCUGCAAAGCUCCACUGAAAAGAAAUUUUAAAUCGAUAUUCAACUCACAGUGCAAUCCAGAUUAUAAUCUUUUGGAAGAUAAGGAUAAAGAUACUUGUAUUAAAUUUUCCAAUUCAUUUGCAUAUUUGGAAAUGUCAUAUAGUCAAGUGAUUAAUAUUUAUUCGCCAACAAUUGAAAAUUUAAGUAUAAAAGUGUAUACAAAGCUGAAAAGUGGUCGUUUAGCAGUUUGUUUAUUAAGUAAAGAUAAUACUUUUAUAUGUUUUGCAAAAGCAAGUGGCAUAUAUAUGCAUAUUCUAAAUGUUAAAGAACAAGAUGUGAUUAUAUGCGAAAUCUCUUCAUCAGUCUUUAUAUAAAGAUAUUAGGGUUAGGGUUAGGAGAAAACAGAAGGAAAAUCAUUGAUUAAUGAAACGAUAUAACAAUCAUCUAAAUGGGAUUUUUGUUAUUAAUAUCGCCUAUAUGUUAUAAGUGUUACUUGUUAAUUAACUGAUUGACGAAAGACGUUUCGGUUCAUUAUUAAUAAUUAAUUAGCUAAUCUACUAAGCCUAUACCCUAAUUGCUAUCAACUUACUUCAUAUCUGUUUGUUAUACAAUUGAUUAAUUAAUAAAAAGAAGAAUAAUUGAUGACUCAGCAUUUUUUUUUCAAUUGUAAAAUCUCUUCGUCUUUUUUAGAACAAACAUAUUGUUCAUAAUUAUUCUUUUUGUUUUUGUAUUUUUAAGAAACGACUCCGUGGCGCAACGGUAGCGCGUCUGACUCCAGAUCAGAAGGUUGCGUGUUCAA